AUGAGCAAGCGCCCUCGGGUCGACGAAUACCCUGAAAAGGCUGCCGACACUUGGAUAGCCAUCGGCAACUGUGCUUCUAGUAUGGGCAUUGUAGCUGCUGCAAUCAGGGCGUUUGAGUCUGCUCUUGUGCAUGCUCCAGCUUCUGUAGACGCUCUUGUUGGCUGGAGCCACCUGCUUCGGAUGAACGAUAUCAGCACGAACGAUACUGCUGGCUCACAGGCGCUUAUUCAGAGACUCAAUUCGGUUGCUGAGCUGUAUCCUCAAGUCACGGCGCUGCCCUUGUUUUUCAGAGAACUCACGGAAUGUUACCUUUUAGUGGGUCUCAACGAGCAGGCCCAUCUGGCUGUCCAGCAAGCUAUCCAGAGAGCUCCUUCCGACCCAGCCUUGCAGCUUCUUCUGGCACAGACUUUGAUCAGAGCUGGCGCUAGGGCCCAGGCGGCCUCGGCGCUCAACCACUGCCUCCUGCUUUUGCCUCCUCUGUUGGCUGAAUUUUCCAAGGCCGACAUUGAGACCGCCAGAAGCGCCCAUGCCGAGUUGGCUGCCAUUGCUGCUGCCGAUGGAAACAUUGAUCUUUCUAUAACUGAGCUCACGGCCACCCUCCUGCUUCCUCCACCUCCAUUGGCUCGCCAGAAUGAACAUAUCGCCCUUUGGUGUGCUUUCGCUACUGCCAAGGAGCGUGCCAAUAAGAUUCCUGAAGCCCUUGAGGCCUGUGAAAGAGCUGAAACUGCUGUUGGUGCUCUGCCCAGAAUUCUCAUCACCCACGCCUACCUUCUUCUCUUGGAUGAGGUUGCUGAAAAGGCUCAGCGGGCCGUGGCCCUUCUCUCUCGCGUGGUGGACCUGGAGGAACGUAAAGAAGAUGAUGAAGGCGACUUCUUGCCCUGGUAUCUCUUAGGUAAGGCUCAUACCGUCUUGGAUGCUCCUAGAGCAGCUUACGACUGCUACCAAGUGGCUCUUCGCCGUGCAUCCAGCCUGCCUAUCACUUGGCUUGCCGUUGGUAAGUUGUAUCUCGAACUUAAGCAGCUUCCAGAUGCCCUUGCAGCCUACUCUCAAGCUCUUCGACUUCAACUCAACGAGAACCUGCCUGGCACCGCUGCUGCUUGGGAAGGUCUUAGCUGCGUCUAUGAGCGCUGUGACGACCAACUCGGUGACGCUGCUGAUGCAAGCUCUCGUGCUGCCAUGUGUUUCCGUGCUAUUGGUGAUACGGAAAGCGCCAAUCGUUUCGAUGAGCGUUCGAAGAAGCUUCAGGCUGCUGCUCUGAACAAUGGACCUGUUCCUCCCUUGGGACAGCCUGUCGGUGUGCCUAACUUCUUCCUCCGUGACCUCGUUACUUUACUUCCUCUGGAACGUAUUGCUUUCGUUCAAGGCCACGACAAGGCUCAGACACCACGCAGGGCCCUGGGACCAGAACCACAAAUUCAGCACAGACCCCCUCCAUCUGCCCAGGGAAGCCCGCCAGGCCCUCCCCCAGCCGCUACCGCUCCAGCAUACUCCCACUCGCCCAACCCGCCGGCACCACAACCUCCUCACGAAUACAGCAUGUACCCAGUUCCAUUCAAACCAUUGGGAAAGCUGCCAGAGUCUAUCUCGCACCUUCCACCACCUCAACUGCGUGCAUGGCUGCCCCAGGACCACAUGCCCCAGCCUCAGAUGUUCCAAGGCCCUCCUCCACACUUUGCCCAGCCUCCUAAUGGUAUAAUGACACCACCACCAAAUGGGCAACCUCCAGGACCUGGUAGAAGUCCAGUGAACCAUCCGCAGAUGAUUCCAAACGGCUACCCUGUCCAGGGACCUCCAGGCUACGUCUAUGGGCAAUACAUGCCAGUACACCAGGGUGUGUGGAACAGGUAA
Molecule: messenger RNA, 1848 nt
Organism: Candidozyma haemuli
Lineage: Eukaryota; Fungi; Ascomycota; Pichiomycetes; Serinales; Metschnikowiaceae
Gene: TCC1
Product: Tcc1p
Exons: 1
Coding region: 1-1848 (615 amino acids)
Biological process (GO): regulation of gene expression
Molecular function (GO): chromatin DNA binding; protein binding; RNA polymerase II cis-regulatory region sequence-specific DNA binding
Source: RefSeq, a predicted model, not a curated record